This is a messenger RNA of Alternaria infectoria, 2331 nucleotides long. RefSeq lists its product as uncharacterized. The transcript is spliced from 2 exons. Bases 1 to 2331 code for a protein of 776 amino acids. The record is from RefSeq and is a predicted model, not a curated record. Lineage: Eukaryota; Fungi; Ascomycota; Dothideomycetes; Pleosporales; Pleosporaceae.
AUGUCCUUCAACCAUUCGGCCAUUCUCCGCGGCAUACACAGGACCUUAGUCGAGAAGUCUUGUCCGCAACAACCAGAUAUCAGUCCUUCGGUUCUCGAAAGCUUCGGCGAGAGGAUCGUCGAACGUGUUCAGCAGGACGUCACCACGAUCGUGUCGACGGAGGGUUUUGAUCCCGGGAUAGACUGGAAUCAGCGCGUUCUCAGGCCGAUGAUCGCGACAUUCGAGAUCGAAGAGGAUCUCGGAGUGUGUCAGGGGGAUGCGGAGUACGUGUUCCUGCUGGUUGCUGUGCUGUCAUUAGCGUACGAAUUCUUGCUCUUAGCAGACAAGAGCAAGGCAAGCAGAACGCAUGCAUUCCUUGAACAAGUGUUCGACGAGUGCUUCGUAGAGCCAGAGAUCUGCCGGACAAUUGGACUUAUACUCGACGCUGAACGGGAGCGACUGGCUCGAAUGAAGGCCGAGAUCAAGACAACGAAGGCGAUCCAGGAUAUGCGAAUGCUCCUGCCCGAAAUCAACAUGUGUAUAAUGGCGUGGGAUAUGCUGUUCACGAUUCUCAUCACCAGAAUUCUGGUCUGCCUUGUAACCUUCGCCAACGGCGCUCCCGUCAACGUCGAUCCUCGGAAACCACCACCAACGCAGGGCCCCGGCGGAUAUGUCUCAGCGCCUGCAUAUGUAUCGGACAGCUGUGGCCUUGUCACCCCCACCGCCGAGACCUGGAGGCAGAACCUACCGAACAUCAAGGUAUUUGCCGCCGCGUACUGGAGCGGCUAUCUGAACGACCCAGGCUACAACUCAUUCCCGCACUAUCUUCGCGACAAGCUUGCGCCCAAUGUAGCGCCAAGUGCCUCCUAUUGCGACACCGUUGGAGGAUGCAGCUUCUCUUGUCAAGCUCUCAAGCCCUCGCUAUCGCAACACGAUAGGCAGAUGGCUUACUUCCUCUUCGAACAGAUCGCCGGUGUAGACCACCUGUUAAAGAGCCUUCGCGAAGGCUUACAGGAAGGCGCAUUGUAUGCGGAUGGACAAGUGCCUUCACUUGUGGCGAGAUACAGCGCUGCAUCACGUAUCUCGACGCAAAUCCAACAGGAGAAGAACGACCACAGGAGGAUGGAGAAGCUCGGCAUGACCGCCGUCUCCGCUCUACUGAUGAUGGCUGGCGGGGCACUAGCUAUCCCAGGUUUCAUUGGACUCGACAAGACUGCCGCGCCUUCGAUGGUUAACAUGGCCGCGUCUACCUACAUCUCCGUCGUCGGCACAAUCAACACCGCUCGAGCUGACCCUGAGAAGCUUCCUGACAAUAUCGAGGAUGUUAUACGCUCAUCCCUAAACGACUUUCGCCAUCACAGUAUGAUCAGCAUUGCACAUGAGUCGAAGCAGCUCAUGGAAGGGGACAAGAACAACCAUGGCCAAGACCUGCUCGGUCUCAUGCAGGGUCAAGACUUCUUCAGAAGAGAUGGCAAUAUCCAAGAGGAUAUCAUGAGGAUGUCCGAGAAGGUCUUCAAGCAUGCUGUGAUCAACGCAUUGUGGCAAUGGGAACGGCCCUAUAUCGUUGAUGCUGACGUCCCUACAGGUGCCUGUGAGGUAGACAUUCGUGGACCGACCGAGAACCGAGUGUGCCUGCCGGAACGUCCGGAUCACUCAUACUGGAUAUACGCCUUGGAUAUCUCGCAGGAGAACGACCCUGUUAAGAACCACAAAGCGUUGAUCCAUGGCCCCACAGGAUAUCGAAACUUCUUCGAAGGACACAACUUCGACGUCUACGGAGCUACCUUGAAGGAUGUCGUCCGCUCAUCCCUUGCGGUUCACGAGCACAAUCUGUAUGACGCCCUACAAACUGCUGACUUCCAGACGGUCCAGUCGGCUCUAGGGCAAGCGAUGAAUUGGGGCAACGGCCAAUUCAACCUCAUGGGCGCCUACACCUUAGCGAUCGCCCGCAACCCCCGCGGCGAAGCCAUUUCCAGCGUCUGGUCCACUCACGGUCGGAACUACCCUUGCAUGGUCGGCGAGUUCGGAUGGAACGACAACACAUACAAUCUUUACCAAGACCAGACCUUCAACUUCCUGGUUCGAAGCGGUCUCAUGUUUUCAGAAGAUUGGGAGAACCUUUGCCACAACGAAGGCCAUUGCAAAGGCGAUAAUGAUGUCGAUUGGCAUUCCAAACUCGACGCGAUGCGCAAACCGGGUGAUCCGCCGAUUCCCGAUAGCCUGAAGCAUCCGUUCAAGAAGUGUAAGCAGAAGACUAAGCAUGGUUACGGUGAACCUUCUUCCGACUUCAAUCCGACUCGUGAGAGGGGUCUGAGUGUUGGGUUCGCGAAUGCGACGAUGUCAUGGGCCUAG